This is a messenger RNA of Musa acuminata subsp. malaccensis (wild Malaysian banana), 3502 nucleotides long. Its product is annotated as putative pentatricopeptide repeat-containing protein At5g08490. The record is from RefSeq and is a predicted model, not a curated record. Lineage: Eukaryota; Viridiplantae; Streptophyta; Magnoliopsida; Zingiberales; Musaceae. Gene Ontology annotation, biological process: RNA modification. Gene Ontology annotation, molecular function: RNA binding; protein binding. Gene Ontology annotation, cellular component: mitochondrion.
UUAGAUAGAUAAUAAGCCUUCUCGGAUAGCCAACGUGGAGUCAUAUCCACCCUUGUAAACGCAUCAGGAUGCGUCUGUAGGCGAAGAAGAAGUUGCCAUGCUAUGCUUUGAUGGUCCCGAUUUGGACUCGCAAGGUAGCCAUCCGACCGAGUUCCAAGCCCGUCGUCACCUUCUUCUCCUCGGAUCCCAACCCUUCGGCUCGCCCUCUUCCAACAUCCAUUGUCGUUAGAUCCCUCUCCGCUGAACCACUUGCCUCCUGUCAUGGCUUCGGAAUGCCCCGUGAGCGAUCGCCCGUCAAGACCGCCCGCUACCUGCUCGACGAAAUGCCCGUACCCGACUUCCGAACAUGCAACCAGAGGAUCAGGGCCCAUACGUCGGGCCGCGAUUACCAGGCAUCGCUCUCCGUGUUCGUGCGAAUGCUUGGCGCCCGGCUCAGGCCCGAUGGCUUUGCGCUCGCCGCCGUCGUCAAGUCCGCGGCGGCGCUUCGUGUCGCUGGACACGCACGGGCCGUCCAUGGGUUUGCUGUGAAGGCGGGAUUCGCGGGGAUCGUGGCGGUCCAGAAGGCGAUGAUCGACAUGUAUGCCGGAUUUGGAGCGCUGCGUGAUGCUUGCCAGGUUUUCGAGGAGGUGGGUCAUCGAGAUUCGGUCACUUGGAACGUGCUGUUGACGGGAUAUGCUCGUACGGGGCUUUCCGAGGACGCGAUGCGUUUGUUCCACUCCAUGCAUGGGUGUGGUGUCGAGGGUGUCAAGCCUACUGCGGUGACUAUUGCUGUGAUCCUUCCGGUUAUCGCCAAGCUAAACGUUCUGAAGACAGGGCAAGGUGUCCAUGCUUACGUGAUCAAGAUUGGAUUAGACACUGAUACUUUGGUGGGAAAUGCACUUGUGUCGAUGUACGCAAAAUGCGGUAGCAUCAUCGAUGAUGCUCACAAAGUGUUCUCGCUCAUAUCUUCGAAGGACACGGUAUCAUGGAAUUCCUUGAUUGGAGGGUACUCUCAGUGUGGGUUAUUUGCUGAGGCAUUCCGACUGUUCUCUCGGAUGGUGUCGAUGAAUUUCUUGCCGAAUGAUACAACACUUGUGACUGUUCUUCCUAUCUGUGCAUUCACGGAAGGUGGCUGGCAUCGUGGAAAUGAAUUCCACUGUUACAUUCUGCGGCAUGGUUUAGAUGUGCAACUUUCUAUUUGUAAUUCACUUCUGACGCAUUAUUCAAAGGUUGGAGACAUGAAGAGAGCUGAAUAUAUCUUCGGUCGAUUGGAUUCAUGGGACCUCGUGACAUGGAACACCAUGAUUGCUGGAUAUGCCAUCAACGGGUGGACCUCAAAGGCAUUAGAUUUACUUCAGCAGUUGCUGAUCGGUAGCACAAAACCUGACUCAGUUACUUUCCUAAGCAUUCUUCCUGUAUGUGCUCAACUGUAUGAUGUAGAAGGGGGAAGGAAGAUCCAUGGUUAUGUUAUUCGGCAGAAUCUACUGUGCCAGGAAACAUCUUUAGGGAAUGCUAUCGUUGAUUUCUAUGGAAGGUGCGGUGACAUAGUGGAUGCACUACAAACUUUUAGGGGUAUUAAUAAGAAAGAUAUAAUAUCAUGGAACACAAUGCUUUCAGCUUGUAUCAAUAAUGAACAGUUGGAGAAGUUUGCUGACCUCCUGACUCAAAUGAUUUGCGAAGGGAUACAACCUGACUCUGUAACAAUUUUGAGUGUUCUUCGGGCAAGCACUACAUAUGGCAUAAGAAAGGUCAGAGAAGCUCAUGCUUAUUCCUUUCGUGCUGGUUUCGUGAGUCAUAUUACUGUUGGAAAUGCGAUACUUGAUGCAUAUGCAAAGUGUGGGAGCACUGAGGGUGCACAUAGAACCUUCUUGAACUUGACAGGAAGGAAUGUCAUCACAGGCAAUACAAUGAUCUCAGGCUAUCUGAAGCAUGGUCGUUCAGAGGAUGCAGAGAUGGUCUUUGGUCAGAUGUGUGAAAAGGAUCUCACAACUUGGAAUCUCAUGGUGCAAGCUUAUGCUCAGAACGAUUGCAGUGAUCUUGCAUUUACUCUGUUUCAUCAGUUGCAGAGUGAGGGCAUGAGACCUGACGCUCUGAGCAUCAUGAGCAUUCUUCCAGCUUGUGCACGUCUGGCUUCUCCUUGUCUGGUAAGGCAGUGUCAUGGCUAUGUGAUCCGUACUUCUCUAUACGACAUUCACCUCGAAGGUGCUCUCUUAGAUUCAUACUCGAAAUGUGGAAGCUUAGAUGAUGCAUACAAACUCUUUCAGGCAAGCCCCAAGAAGGACUUGGUAACCUUUACUGCUAUGCUUGGUGGCUAUGCAAUGCAUGGAUUGGCAGAAGAGGCAAUCAGAGUCUUCUCUGAUAUGCUUGAAGCCCAUGUAAAACCAGAUCAUGUUAUCAUGACUGCUGUUCUGUCAGCUUGCAGUCAUGCAGGGUUAAUUGAUGUUGGGUGGAGGCUUUUCAAGUCCACAAUUGAGAUUCAUGGUAUUAGACCUACAAUGGAGCACUAUGCCUGUAUGGUGGAUCUUCUUGCUCGAAGAGGACAACUGAUAGAAGCUUAUGAGUUUAUAUUGGACAUGCCCUGUGAGGCUAAUGCCAAUGUGUGGGGUACGCUGCUGGGAGCAUGUAAAAUCCACAAGGAGGUGGAAAUUGGGCGGAUGGUGGCAGAUCACUUAUUUGAUGCUGAGGCUGAAAACAUUGGAAACUAUGUGGUGAUGUCAAAUAUAUAUGCUGCAGAUGGGAGGUGGGAAGGUGUUGAGCAGGUCAGGAGACUGAUGAAGACCAGGGACCUCAAGAAGCCAGCAGGAUGCAGCUGGCUUGAGGUUUCAAUGAAGAGGCAUGUAUUUGUGGCUGGUGAUCUAUCUCAUCCACAAAGAACCUUCAUUUACAGUACACUGAGGACUUUGGAUCAGCUGAUGAAAGAGCCAAUGGAAAGGAUUUGCAUUCGAGCAAACUGACAAUGAAGAGACAUGGACUUGUGGCUGGUGAUCUAUCUCAUCGAAAAAGAACCUUCAUUUACAAUACACUGAGGACUUUGGAUCAGCUGAUGAAAGAGCCAAUGGAAAGGAUUUGCAUUUGAACAAACAGACAGAUUUCUCUGCUCUUGAUCUUCUAAUAUCUUCGCUAUAUCUCCCACAAUUUAUAUAUUACUCAGGCCUCCAGAGCAACAUACACAAAAACAAAGUAAACAUAUAGUAGUCGGUGAUGCCUCAACUACACGGAUGUUGCCUGAAAAAAGCAUUAUCUGAUUAUAAAUGAAAUCAGUUAUAAUGAUAAUCUGAGAACUUUUAGUUGAAGUUUUCUCCUUGGUGGAAACAAAAUGUUGACCAUAAAGCUGGCAUUCUAUUGGAUUAGCUGCUUCUAGUUCUAAUAACAAGUGUUGUUUAAUAUCUGUGGCAGCAGAGAAAAGAGUUUUUGAUUAAGAUCAACUCAGUGUCAUUUGAGAUUCCUCAAGAACAGUAGUGCAAGAUCUUGGAACAUCAAACAUUCAAUGUUUGGUGGUAUCAGUGUAGGAGUAAUCUAAAAU